CACAUUCCAACAAGCAAGAUGACCACUAGUUCGGACGUUCUGGCAUUGCUACAGCGACCCUUGGAACCCACCUUUUUCCCGAAAGAUGAUGGCAAAACCGUGCUGGAACUGCCGGAACGUUACCUGUCCGACCGAUACCGUCCACUUGGUGCCGAUCUGCAGACCCGCUUCGGUGACAACGUGGAUGUGAAAAUCCCGGUGCGCGAUGUUGGAAUUCCCGAUAUUGCCUUCGCAGAGGUGAUAGAUCGGAGGGGUUCAUUUUCUGUGUUUAUUCAAAAGCAUCGCGAGAUUGCGGCACAGUUGAUCGAACUGUUCCUGCGACAGCCAAACAUUCCGUCGCUAAUAGGAGUAGCAUCGUACUGUCGAGAGCGAUUGAAUGUGUAUCUGUUUCAGUAUGCAUUUGCAGUGGCUGUGCAGCAUCGUCCGGAUACGAGCAAUGUGAACUUGCCAUCGAUCUUGGAACUAUUUCCAAGCCAGUUUGUAGAUCCGGCUGUGUUUCCAAAGUUACGUGAAGAGGGCAAGGUCGUUUCACAGGCUGAUAGGAUGGCCAUUGAUAUACCAAUGAAUUAUACGGCUUCGGAGCGGGAGGAUGAACAGCGAUUGGCGUACUGGCGUGAGGAUAUUGGGGUCAACUUGCACCACUGGUACUGGCAUUUGGUGUAUCCGACGGCGGGUCCAGUGGAGGUCAUUAACAAAGAUCGCCGGGGAGAAUUGUUUUUCUAUAUGCAUCAGCAGCUUAUUCAUCGAUACAAUGUGGAACGAUUUGGUAACCGGUUGGGAAAGGCCAAAUCAAUGCAUAACUUCCGGGAACCCAUUGCUCAAGCAUAUUUUCCAAAGAUGUUAAGAAGUGCAGAUAACAGAGCUUACGCAGCACGGCCAGAAGGAACCACACUCAAAGACAUCGAUCGCUAUGUUGAGGGUCUUAAGUUUACGAUUGCCGAAAUGGAAAUGUGGAGGGAUCGAAUUUACCACGCGAUUGAUGCUGGAUUCGUUGUUGAUAAAUCCGGCAAAAAUAUUCCAUUAGAUGAAAAAACUGGAAUCGAUAUUAUAUCAAACGUGCUGGAAGCUUCGGAUUUAUCAAUCAACCCUGCCUUCUACGGAAAUCUUCACGUCUCGGGACACAUCGCUAUCGCAUUCUGUCAUGAUCCAGACUAUCGCUAUUUGGAGCCAUUCGGAAUCAUGGGAGAGUUAUCAACAGCACAAAGAGAUCCUUCUUUCUACCUCUGGCAUUCUUUCGUCGACGAUGUAUUGGUUCGCCACAAAGAUUCAUUAAAUCCCUACACUGCGGCUGAUCUUUCGUUCCCAGGAAUAAGCGUCACAAAUCUCAACGUUGCUUUGAACCGCGCGAAUGUGGUGCCAAAUGUUCUGCUAACGUACUGGCAGCGUUCGCAGGUGGACCUGGCAGCCGGAUUGGAUUUCGGUCCUAAGGGGAACGUGUUUGCUUCCUUCACUCAUCUGCAACAUGCUCCAUUUGUGUACAACAUCGAAGCUAAUAACAGCAAUAGAAGUCCAUCGCGGGGAACAGUUCGUAUAUUUAUGGCUCCGAAAACGGACGACCGCAACACGACUUUGAAAUACGACGAAUGGAGACGUUACGUCAUUGAGUUGGACAAGUUUGUGGUCACUUUGACACCAGGAGUUAAUAGAAUCACUCGGCGCUCCAACCAGUCCAGCGUGACGGUGGCAUACAAUCGAACGUUCCGACAAAUUAAAACCGAAGCACAAAUACCCAAAAAAGACGAUCUGGAGCAAUUCCGUUUCUGUGGAUGCGGCUGGCCGGAACAUAUGCUGCUUCCGAAAGGCACGGUAGAAGGAAUGGUGUUUGAUCUGUUUGUAAUGAUCUCAAACUACGCUGGAGACACUAUUAACCAGGAGUUCGAUGAAAAUGUCAACUGCAACGAUUCGCACUCUUUCUGCGGCUUGAGGGACAAAUUGUAUCCGGAUGCUCGUUCUAUGGGAUUCCCAUUCGAUAGGAAAUCACCCGCAACGGUGCAAACCUUGCAGCAGUAUAUGGCACCCAACUCGAAUAUGCGAGCCACGGAUAUUACGAUUAAGUUCAGAAAUACUGUUAUCGCGAGAACAUAAACAAUUGAGCACUGAUUUUACUCUUGAAUAAAAUGACUUUCCUUGAGAUG
Topomyia yanbarensis is the source of this 2135-nucleotide messenger RNA. Its product is annotated as phenoloxidase 8-like. The transcript is spliced from 6 exons. Gene Ontology annotation, molecular function: oxidoreductase activity. The coding region runs from base 19 to 2085 and encodes 688 amino acids. Lineage: Eukaryota; Metazoa; Arthropoda; Insecta; Diptera; Culicidae. The record is from RefSeq and is a predicted model, not a curated record.